CUCUCUCUCUCGUCCUCUUUUUUGGGGUGGGACGGUCCUCUUCUGCUUUCCUCCUUCAAUCUGUUUCCCCGAAUUUCUCCGGAUGAGCUAUUGAGAUGGCGGGGGCGAUUAAGCUGCUCGUUCCCGGGCGCGAGCAGGGGCCCCUUGCAAUCAAUGACCGGAGAUCGGGUUUGUCCGGCGACCGACGGGAGCUGCAGUCUGGAGCGGCAAAUGCGAGCUUCAGAUCGUCAUUCUUGGGCAAUGGAUUUCCCAAGGCGCUUUUUGUUUCGCGUCAACCAUGGAAGGAGCCUUUGAAUAGACCAAAAUCAGGACACUCGGUUUAUAUGACGUUGGUGGACGACAGACUAGCUCGAGUUCAAGAUGUCAGCAGUAGAGCAGCUGAGGUUCUGGCUUAUGAUCUGAUUCAAGGAGCUAAUGUUAGGUGGUCUUCUACAGUUGGUAUAAAAGCUGCCUCAGAUCCUCCAACUGCUGUUCUUCUACAUGGAAUUCUAGGCAGCAGGAAGAAUUGGGGUUCCUUUGCUAGGAGAUUGGCUAGUCAGUUUCCAAUGUGGCAGUUUCUCUUGGUUGAUUUGCGGUGUCAUGGUGAUUCUGCUUCAAUAAAGAAAAAUGCACCUCAUACUGUUGCUUCAACAGCCUUAGAUGUCCUGAAAUUGGUGGGAAAACUGAAAAUAACACCCCGCGUUCUGGUUGGACAUAGCUUUGGUGGUAAAGUUGCCUUGAGCAUGGUGGAUCAAGCUGCCAAACCCCUUGCACGACCUGUUAAGGUUUGGGUUUUGGAUGCAACCCCUGGAAAAGUUCGUCCUGGAGGUGAUGGAGAAGAUCAUCCUGCUGAGUUAAUUUCAUUUCUCAGUAAAAUGCCAAAUAAGGUAUCAUCUAAGCAGGUGGUCAUAAAUGCUCUUGUACAAGAAGGUUUCUCCAAUGAUGUAGCCCAGUGGGUCGCAACAAAUCUCCGGCCAGUUGGACCAUCACCUCUGUCAUCUUCAGGCUUCUCUUGGAUCUUUGACCUUGAGGGUAUUGAAAAGAUGUAUGAGUCAUAUGAAGAAACAAAUCUAUGGAAAAUUGUGGAGGACGUGCCUCGGGGUGUGCAUGUGAACUUCUUGAAAGCUGAGAGGAGCUUGCAUAGAUGGGCCCUUGAAGAUAUUCAGAGAAUACAUGCGGCAGAAGAGAUGGCAGCAGACGAGGGAGCUGGGAUUGAAAUGCAUGUUCUUGAGGAUGCAGGGCAUUGGGUUCAUGCAGACAAUCCUGAUGGGCUCUUCAGAAUACUGUCUUCUUCCUUCCAAGGAGUUAGAACUUAGCAUCUAAACUUACUUCCGAUUCUUUCCGUAGGCAACCUGUCUCUGGGCUUCACAUCUUCUUUCCAAUUUUUUUGCUAAUUGUGCUGUUGUGGUACUUGUUGAGCUUUGUUGGUAGCGAAUGUGUAAUUCCAUCUGCUGUGUUUUACAAGCAAAAUGCUUCGUGUCUGUUGCAUUUUGCAUUGCAUAUAUUGAUCUCAUUGCUCUGGACUCCA
Molecule: messenger RNA, 1507 nt
Organism: Nymphaea colorata (pocket water lily)
Lineage: Eukaryota; Viridiplantae; Streptophyta; Magnoliopsida; Nymphaeales; Nymphaeaceae
Exons: 13
Coding region: 96-1295 (399 amino acids)
Source: RefSeq, a predicted model, not a curated record